UGCAGCUGCCUGCAAUAGUGUAUAGAAACAUAGUAUACAGUGUAGUAACGUAUAUCUGUUGUGGCGCGCCUAUGUCGCGCGGCGCAUUUUCUGAUCUACUCUGAAACUCCGGUGAAUUUCCAGUGAUAAUUCGGGAUACGAGAUAAUCAAGCGAGGGCGAACGAACGGAAGGACGAAUCCUUUGCAAUUCGGAGGCUCGAUCUAACGCAAAUAACCAUGGCUUGUCUUCGAAAAUACGAGACAAAUAAAUUAUUAGAUAAGAUAGAAAUGGAGAUUCAUAUGGAAAAUAAAAAGAAAGAGCUGGAGGAGGUGAGGGAGCAGUCAAAAAAAUUGCUCAAGAUUCAAGACAAGGCUGAGUCAAACUACAGAAUAAGAAACAAUUUAGAAAAUCAGUUGGAAGAUGCCAACAAACGUCUUGAAACCACAAGUAGAGAGAGGGAUAAGUUCGAAAGGGAGCUUGUAUCAACAAAGACUGAAUUAGCAGGGGUUAAACGUACUUUAGAUUUAGAACGUCAAGAAAGAAAGGAACUUGAAUCAAAAGCAUUGAACCUUAUAAAAAGUGCUAAGAGAAAGUGGGAAAAUGCAGAAAAAGAUAAAAUUGAACAACUCAAUAAACAUAUUGAAUCCCAGACUGUACGUAUUACAGAACUAUGUACAAGUAAUAAUGAAAUGAGCUCCAAGUUGCAGAGGAUGGAAACAGAAUUGAACACUGCCAAUGCUGAGCUAGAUAAACUAAGAAUUUUCCAGGUACAAUACAAGGAAUCUCUCAACAAAAUGCGUGAACUGAAUCGUCAGAGUCAAGUUGGCGUAGAAAACAAAUUAGAACAAAUAUCUAAUAGAGCUCAUAAUCAGUUAGCAGAACUUAGGACUAAGCUUGAAUUAGAAACUGCAAAAAAUGUAGAAUUAGAAUCUAAACUGAGAAAAGAAGAGGAGUCUAAUACAUGUAAACUUUCAAGACUGAACGUUGCUUUUGAAUUUAAUCAGAAUGAACUUAAAGAUUGUCAAGAACAGCUGCGCAGUCUUAAAGCAACCAUUCCAGCUCGAGAUGCAGAAAUUGAAAAUCUUAAACAUCAACUACAAGAAAAAACUCAACAACUUGAAAGUGCAAGUAGUAUGGAACAAUUGGUUGUAACGCUACAAGAGCAAAUAGAAAGAAUAACUAUGGAAAAUAAUCAAUUAAAACAACAAUUAGAAGCAACAAAAACAGAUUUGAGUGAAACUAUCAUGAAUAUGGAAGUAAAUGAAACUCUCUCAGCUAAUCUUGAAAGAGCUACGCAAGAUAAAAAUAUUUUAGAACAACAGCUAAGAAAGUCGCUUCAAAAAGAAGAGGCGCAAGGUAAGAAAGUCAAUAAUCUUGAAGAACUUCUCAGGCGUUUUGAACAGAGCGUCGCUAAAUUAGAAGCUGAAAAUGCUAGUCUCAAGUCUGGUCAACUUCCAAGCCGUUCUUCUCUGAACAGAAGAUCAGGUUCGAAUAUAGAAGAUACUGUUAAAAUUACAAGUCUGGAAAAACAAAUUGAAAGUUUACAAGAACAACUCAAAACUGCUCGAGAGGAAACCGCGGCCGACCGAGAUGCAGCUAGACAAGCUCAGAGAGCUCUUUGGAAAAAAGAAAAGGAGGUUAAUGAUGCAAACUUGGAUAAAAGAAUUGCUACCCGUGAAGCUAAAACAGCUGAAGAAAAAUUGAAGAAUCUGCAAGCAGAAAAACAAAAACAAUAUGAAAGAUUGAGUACCAAAAUAAAAGAUGAGGAAGAAAAGGCUAAGAAAGCCAUGAAAGAACUAGAAGCAAUCAAAACUCAACUUGCCGACGUUACAAGAGAGGCAUCCAGAAAUAAAUUACAAGCAGAUUCAGCACAAAGGGCUCUUACACAGGCUAACAAACAAGUCGAAGAGCUGCAGUCUUCGAGCGCAUCACUUAGGCGAGAACUCGAUUCGGCUCGUAAACAGCUGCGAUCGAGUCAAGAUCGAUAUGAUGCUUUACAGAGCGAAAAAGAGCGUCUUUCCGUUCGCGUCGCUAAAUUUAACGAAGAAAAUAACGACCUUGACGCAAAGGUUGAAAAGUUACAGCAAGAAGCUAAUGGCUAUCAGCUGAAUAUUGAAUUACUGAAAGAGACAUGCUCUGUACUCGAAGAGCAACUCAACGAUUACGAGAAAUUAACGAGUAAUCAUGAAACAAGAGAGAACACCCUCAUCCAAGAAAAAAUGAAGCUUCAAAAAGAUAUUGAAACGAUUGAAAUGAAAUUACGAGAAGCGAGAGACGAGAUGAACAAAGAAAAAGCAAUGCGAAUGCGCGCAGAGAAGCAAGUUGAACGCUUAGAGUCCGAAACGAGUGACAUCGAAGAGGAACGUAAUGGACUCGUUCAGCAGCGUGAUCAAUAUCGAAAGAUGACUCAACACUUGACCAAACAGGUUGCUGAGCUUCAAGAAAAGUGUGGAGCGUUAGAAUUAGAUCUUUCUGAAGUGAGAAGAAGCCUUGAACUAGCUAAAGCAGAUGCUAGGAUGGUGAAAGAAGAAAGUACACAGUAUCUUACAAAAGUACACGAGCUAAAAGAAGCAAACGAAUCACUAGCUAUGGAUUUGCAACAAAGUGUGGAUCUCGGACAAGAUUUACGAAACCGCGUUAUGGAAUUAGAGGAUGUACUCGACGACAUGCGUCAUUUCUACGAAGAGCGUGAAAUGAAAUCUGGAAGUACUCAACAGCAACAAACCAAACUUAUUGACUAUCUGCAGUUGAAACUUGAAGAAGCUGCGAAAAAGAAGAAGGGUGUAUGCGACAAAAUAUUUGGCAAACAAAAGGAAAAUGUUCCACCUCUUAAUCCAUCUGCUUUACCAAUUGGCUAUCGUGAACUUGAAAAUCAACUAGAAAGCGAAAGAGCCAAAGUAAAAACGCUGACAGAACAAUUAUUAUCAAUAAAAGCUACAAGAGCAACAACCCCUAUUCAUUCAAAUCCAGUUUCACCUGUAAAACCACAACAUACAUCACAAACAACUAACAAUGCAGAACAAAAUAAUUCUGUCACUCGUCAACAUUCAAUGCAACGAAUUCGUCACAACAUUCCGCAUCGUUUUAAUAUGAGCCUACCAAUGAGAACUGGAAAAUGUACUGCUUGCUCGGAAUCGAUACAAUUUGGAAAGCGAGCAGCCAUAUGCAGCGAAUGUCAAAUAAUGUGUCACUUAAAAUGUAGUGUAGCUGUUCCUGCCAAUUGUGGUUUACCGGGAGGAUUCAGCAAACAGCUAGCAAAGAAUCUCAGAGGUAGCAACGAAAGCAUAUCCAGUUUUGGCGGUAGCGUUCAAACAUUAGCUAUUGACGAGCCUGAUAACAUCCCUGAAAGAGAUACCGAUUGUCAGAAGAAACCUAGUGAUAGUUCAGUCUUAAUGGAAAGUUGGGUUAAAAUUCCAAGUCGCAAUAAGGGUGGUUGGGAGCGUAAAUACCUGCGACUUGAAGGUUCUUGUCUGUGUACAUAUGAACACGAACCUACGAACUCUUCAAUGUCACCGAUUUCAAAAUUAGAUCUGUCGGAGAAAGACGGUUUUAUCGUUAGCGAACAUGUACAAGUGGCUGAUGUUCUUGGUACUGCCAAGUCCGAUAUGCCUUUUAUUUUAAGACUUGAAUCAAAAUCAGCGACAACGUGUUGGCCUAAUUCUCGAUUGGACAUAAUGGCAUUAAGUCAACUAGAUAAGAAAAAUUGGCUAAAAGCUCUAAGGACAUGGUCUAGUAGAGCUGGAAAAACUGAGAAGUUCCAAACAAUCGUUCGGCUUGAAAAGCGACAGUUGGAUCUUAAUACUGCGGUUGAAUUGGAAGAAGAUAACGUAUUACUUUUCGGAGCAGAAGAAGGUCUUUUCUCGUACAAAAUUGGCAAGUCGAAAUGUCUAACAGCAAUUCGUGGCGUUAAAAAAGUCUAUCAGUUAACUUUACAUCCUCAAAUUGGCCAAGCAUUAAUGAUUGCCGGUGAGGACCGGCAGCUAGUUACAUGCGAUUUACGUCAACUUCGUAGCAAUGCAUUAGCUGCAGAAUGUUCAAGACCAGCUAUCACAACUAAAACUGUACUUACCGGGUCAGAAAGUUGCCACCUUUAUCAAAUUCAGGGUGACAUGCUUUGUGCCGCUACUGCCAGUCACGUGAUUUUACUUAAGUGGAAUAACACUGAAGAAUCCGGAGAAUUCAUCACAGUCAGAGAACUUGAGACGCAGGACCCUUGCAGUUGCGCCCUGUUCGUAAAUAAUUUACUCAUUGUCGGAUGUCAUAAAUUCUUCCAAAUUGACAUCAAAGAUUACAGUAUUGACGAAUUUCCCGAGGAAGACGACAGCUCAGUGAAAGCUGCGAUAUGUGGUGUUGCCAAACUUGGCAUCUUCCCCGUACACGUCCUCAAUGUGUCGGGUAAUUCUAAGAACGUUGAACUCUUGCUCUGCUAUAACGAAUUCGGCGUUUUUGUUAAUGAACACGGUCAACGAACCCGUGGCGUAGAUCCAACUUGGAGUCAUUUACCUUUUGCAUUUGCCUAUCGGAAACCAUACAUCUUCAUUGUACAUUUUACAUCUGUUGAGAUAAUCAAAAUUGACGGAAAGGCAUUUAAAUCUCCGUCGUCGCCAACUGAGAGAAGUAUAAUGGAACUUAACAAUCCUAGAUUUUUAGGAUUAGCUGGACCUCGCGGUAUUUAUAUAUCGACAGUUAAUUCAAUUUUGGAAGUUUUGAAAAUCGAAGGAGUUUCAAAUGCACAGACUAACAGUGGUAGCAUGACUAGUCUUGAUUCACUGUCUCAAAAUGAUGACAGUUCUUCGUCCGAAUUUAGUUUUACAUCAAGUCUCAUGGAAGUUCUUGAUGGACAAGGCAAAAAGUCAGUUCAUUUUGCCAAUUCAUUUAACAAAUAACUAUUAUACUCAUAUAGUUAAUUAAAUAGUCUUAGUUUAUGUUUAAUUUAUAUGACUUUUUUGUACAAAUUGUUGCAU
Trichogramma pretiosum is the source of this 4944-nucleotide messenger RNA. RefSeq names its product citron Rho-interacting kinase-like. Gene Ontology annotation, biological process: peptidyl-threonine phosphorylation; actomyosin structure organization. NCBI's taxonomy places the organism in Eukaryota, Metazoa, Arthropoda, Insecta, Hymenoptera, Trichogrammatidae. The record is from RefSeq and is a predicted model, not a curated record. Gene Ontology annotation, cellular component: cytoskeleton; cytoplasm. Gene Ontology annotation, molecular function: protein serine/threonine kinase activity. Bases 217 to 4866 code for a protein of 1549 amino acids. The transcript is spliced from 17 exons.